This is a messenger RNA of Heterobilharzia americana, 2427 nucleotides long. Lineage: Eukaryota; Metazoa; Platyhelminthes; Trematoda; Strigeidida; Schistosomatidae. The record is from the annotation of a GenBank genome assembly.
AUUUUCAACAAAAUCAAACAAGCAAAUCAGUUGUGCAAACAGAUUGCUGAAAUUAUAACGAAUGAAAUAUUAGAUUUAGAAUUGUAUAAUCUUGUCUAUCGUGAACUAACCUUAGAGUUCAUUUACAAGGAAUUCAUUGACCAAUUAAUUGAUGAACAGUUGCAUCGUUUGGCAACGUCUUCUUUAACCAAAUCAAUGGCUAUGUCAUUAUAUGACUAUUCGUUAAUUAAGCGUUGUUUUAAUCGCUUCCACUAUGUUAUAUGGAAACGUGAAGAGGUUAUACAACAUCAGAUUCUAUUGAAUACAAUGCCAACACCUGUCGGUGCUGAUUGUCUACCAUUACGUUUGAUGACUGUAAACAAUCAGAUUAAGAGUAAUAUGGAGCAGUUUAAAUUGUCUUGUAACUUAUCAUCAGGUAUAGAUAAACAUUCCUCACAUGUUGAAAACAAAUCUCCACUAUUGGUUAAUUCAAUGACAUCAAGGUUUCUGCCAGAAAUUUCUAAAGUUAGUUCUGUUUCAUAGUAAAUUCUCAUUUCAUAUCUUUGUAAGUUUUAAACUGAGAGAGUCAAUAGAUGGAAUGAUCAGAAAAAAUUAAUGUUUAACCUUGAAUAUAGAAGUACAUCAGUUGAAGUUGCCACAAUUCACAGUAUCAUGACAAGAACAAGUGGAUAAAAAGAGAUUGAUAUGAAAGUAGACAAAAGUAAUAUGGGAGGAGAGAGAAUUUAAAAAUUAAGGUUAGUUAAAGCAUUCAAGCUUUCGAAGACAUCAAAGAAUGAGUACAUCUACCCGAUUGUGACCGAUUUCUAUCGACUUGAGAAUUGUAAGCAGAUAGAUAUUGAUUCUAAGCCAUAUCGCCUACAGUUUCCAACCAGCUAUUUCUGUUGUUAUGCAAACUUUAACCGUUGGAUGGUGAACUCACUUGGAGUGUUCUAAGACCAUCUUCAUUAUUGAUUAAAUAAAUAUCCACUAGGCAUAUACUCAUCAAUUUUAAUUGCUACGCAUGGUUGUUCUUCAACUGUACAACAGCAUGUUACAAGUGUAGCUUAUUGGAUUCACAGGAGAUUGAUUCAUUUCCCUUUAGUCCUUCGUAUUGAAUGACUGGCCAGAUUCAUGUCUAUCGAAAAAGUGAUCCGGUAUCAUUGUGAUUGGUCAAUUCGACCAAUCAUCAAUAACUAGAGAGCAAUUAAUGCUAAUGAUUCAGUCGUUUAGUCCAACAAAUGAUUGCAAUGAUAAUAAUAGUAAUAAUAAUGAGGAUAAUAAAGAGGCAGUUGAUCGUCUGUUAGUUGGUUUUAGCUAUAACUAUAUCAUUGCAUGAAUCUGUUGAUUCACUUCAAGGUUUACAGAAUACAUUGCAUGAUGAUGAUGAUGAUGAUGGUAUCUGUUUACUACGACUAACCAAUCAUAUUUCAUCUUCAGGAUAUAAUUUUUUACCAAAUCCUUAUUGGUCAGUGAGUGAAUUUACAGCAUUCUCUUCAAUGGUUUGAAGAUUGUUGUAGUGGAGUAAAACAUUGGACUCUGCAAUUAUUGUUGGCAGCAAAAAUCAUCGAAACUUUCAAAGUAAUCAUAUUAUUAGUGAUGAGAAGAAGUAUUCGACUGCAGCCUCAUUAUCAUCCCUUGUGUGUGUGUCAUCAUCUUUCGCAUUGACUACUGAGGCUGUCUUCUAUACAGAGUUGGAUGAUCUCAUCCACCAGUAUAGUAUAUUGAUGAGAGUUUCCUGCGUCCAUUAGCUGAUUUAUCUAAAAGUUGGAAACUGCAUGAUUUAGUUGAUCCGUCAUUGAAAUCUUUAAUUGAUGCAUACCACUUCAGUUUAUCUCAUCUGUUAGAUCAGUUAACUACUCCGGUGAAUAAAGAUUUGACCAAUACAUUGCAUGAUAUUCUUUUCUUGUCAAAACAUAUUCUUCAUUUAAUUAAUAUGUAUUGAUUUUGAAGAAACAGAAAAUUCUAGUAAUCAUCUUUCAUCAUGGAAUUUAUUCACUCAAAAUUGGAUAAUUAUUCAUUUCAAAACAAUUACAUUGAAAUUUAUCAACUACUCAUGAUUCGAUUCAAAUGUCUAUACAUAAAAUUGAACAAGAGGAGUUUACAUUAUACAAAGAAAACAAUGUUUAUCUCUGCGUCUUCAUUGAAGAGAUUGUCAGCGUCAUCACCAUCACCAUCACCGUCAUCAUUAUUCAAUUCUAUUCAACAAACAUUACCUUCUGCCUAUUUGCCACCUAAUUUAAAUUUAUUCUUUGUACUAAUUCGUAAUUGUUUAAAUAAUCUAUCGAGCUUAUUUUCCAAUAGUAACAGUCAGUAAUAAUACUCAUGUGCAUAAUAUUGAAUAUAUAAAGGUGACUGAAUUCUCGAGUAUUAUUGCCAAGUGGAUAGAUCGAAUUGAACCGGCUGGUAGAUUGAUGAAUGAGUUGAUAACUGAAUACUUUAAAGAAUUAA